Molecule: messenger RNA, 1675 nt
Organism: Anopheles nili
Lineage: Eukaryota; Metazoa; Arthropoda; Insecta; Diptera; Culicidae
Product: DET1- and DDB1-associated protein 1
Exons: 4
Coding region: 335-631 (98 amino acids)
Biological process (GO): positive regulation of proteasomal ubiquitin-dependent protein catabolic process
Cellular component (GO): Cul4-RING E3 ubiquitin ligase complex
Source: RefSeq, a predicted model, not a curated record
UCACGUCGCACGGUCAUCAAAAACAAAACAGUGUCCUUUUUCUGUGUUUUAGCUCUGCAUGCAUGGUCUGUUCUAAUUGAAUAGGCUUGCAUUUGCAUUUGUAUCUUGUACACGACGGGAUAAGCAAAAUUUAAGUCCAGUGAUCUGGGCUUAGGAAGGGCAGCGCCUACAUCAUUCAACCUUCUUUUGUACUGGCAGCAGUGACCUGUCAGUCCAGCUAACAGCAACAGUGGCGUUAGCGGUGGUAGCUGCACUGCAGCCGACGACGACGGCCGAGGAACAGGAACCAUCAUCGUCACGCGCUCCUCCCGGAGGGCGUUUGCGGCAACAAACCAUGUCUAUCAGCGAGUUUUUGAAAGAUCUUCCGUGCCACAACGAGGAAAACUUUUCGCUCUUCAACACGGAAAACGGAGUAAAGACUUCCUCGAAGCGGCCCUCUGUGUACAUCCCCACGGUGGACAUUCCUUCUGAGCAGGUGAUAGUCACGGAGAAAAAGAACAUUCUCCUCCGAUACCUACAUCAGCAAUGGGAUAAAAAGAAUCCACCUAAAAAACGUGAGCUCGAAAAUGCCACCAACGAUCUGCUUCGCAAAAGACCCCGCCUCGAAACUCGUGACAAUAACAACACGUAGACAUCAAAGGAUUAAUCACAUAAUAAUUUACCGUACAACUGGACCAUUUAAUUAUCCCUGUACCGGAACAUGAUGGUAGACAGGAUGAAAAGAAGUGAGCUUGCUAAUGGGGAUAGUGUUUGAUUAUAACGGAAUGGAAGACAGCGGUUGUGUGCAGACCGGCGGAUUGGUAGGCUAUUCGUCCAGGAAGAUUCGCCCUGGCUGUAAAAGGAACGCAUUUCAAUAUUUCCGACUGCAUAAUCCAUGAAAGAAGUUUUUUUUCUUAUAUUUUCUAUUUCGCUUGCACAUUGGCAGCUUUUUACGUGAUCCAGAAUAAGAGAAACGAAAGGCUACAAAUGUUCGAGAUCCGUGCAGUUCUUUGACGGCUAUUUGUGUUAGGUUCUUAAAAUUCCUAAAUAAUUUAGAGCAUCAAAGUAAAAAAAGUUACAUAUUGAAAACUGCUCACUAAGCGUGAGACAUAAUUUGUUUGGCGUAUCUUAUAAUUAAUUAUUGCGAAUCUAAUGAAAUGUAUGCGAGGGAAAAGAAAACUCAGCUACAAUGUAAAUGCUUCACCUCCUGUCCCGUCGUUUCCAUUCAUCAUCAAUUGUCUUUCGGUUAGUUCUUUAAUUUUUUGGCUCGAGAAGUCUUAGCUUAGAAAAAAUGAAAAGUAAUAGCAAUAGACUCCUGUCAAGGCGAGCAAAGAGCAGGUAGAUGAAUCAACCGAAGAAGAUGAUUCAUGCCCAUGAUACGAUGAUUCAUGUCAUCAUGUCAUUGAUGUCUUGAUGAUUCAUGUCCAUGAUACGUGUACAAAUCAUCGCAAACAGAAAUUAAGUUUUCGUGCUGGUUACGUCUGGGUCAACUUUCGUGUGUGCACUGUAAGAUAAGACGGGAUGAUAACGCUCCGAAUUCUGCAUCUCUCCUUCGCAAGAAAUAGGAAUGUAGUCGCUAAGCAGAGAGAAAUGAUUGAUAGGAUUCGGUUGUACGAAAAAUGCGAUUGUAUGUCUCUAGAACUCCCACUAAUCUUAAUCGUAAAACACACAUAAAUUAAUAAAAAUACCCGAUAUC